Molecule: messenger RNA, 3447 nt
Organism: Copidosoma floridanum
Lineage: Eukaryota; Metazoa; Arthropoda; Insecta; Hymenoptera; Encyrtidae
Gene: Cse1
Product: chromosome segregation 1
Biological process (GO): protein import into nucleus; protein export from nucleus
Cellular component (GO): nuclear envelope; cytosol
Molecular function (GO): small GTPase binding; nuclear export signal receptor activity
Source: RefSeq, a predicted model, not a curated record
UUGCAUUGAUGUGUUAUGUGUACGGUUUUUUCCAGUAUUCAAAGUAAUUGAGUUUGUUUUUUGUAAUUUAAUUGCCGAUCUGAACUUGAUUGUUCGUUCUAAUGGAGCUCAAUGAUGCGAAUCUGCUCAAUUUGAGCAAUUACUUGCUCCAGACACUUAGUCCCGACGUAAACGUUCGGCGUCCUGCGGAAAAAGCUCUGGAGCAAAUAGAAGUAAAUCAACAGUAUCCUCUGCUUCUCCUCCAUUUGGUAGACAAGGCAGACAUUGAUUUAACUAUUCGUGUAGCUGGAGCUAUAACAUUCAAAAAUUAUAUCAAAAGGAACUGGAAAGUUGAUGAGGAUGGAAGGGACAUUAUACAUAAAGAAGACCGUGAAAAUAUCAAGAGACUCAUUGUCGAUUUGAUGUUGCGCUCACCUGAAUCGAUACAAAAACAACUGUCUGAUGCAGUCUCAGUUAUUGGAAAACACGAUUUUCCUAAUCUUUGGCCAGAACUUAUCGACCAAAUGGUCGAAAAAUUCAACACUGGAGAUUUUCAUGUUAUCAAUGGUGUCUUACACACAGCUCAUUCUCUAUUCAAAAAGUACAGAUAUGAAUUUAAGAGUCAAACCUUGUGGCUAGAGAUUAAGUAUGUGCUUGAGAAGUUUGCAAAACCAGUAACUGAUCUUUUUUUGGCAACUAUGAAUCUUGCUCAAACACACGCCAAUAACGCAGAAGUUUUAAAAGUCGUUUAUAGUUCUCUAGUUAUUUUAAGCAAAAUAUUUUAUUCACUCAACUCUCAGGAUUUACCGGAAUUUUUUGAAGAUAACAUGUCCUCCUGGAUGCCAAAUUUCAAAAUUCUUUUAGGUACUAGUGUUCCAGCUCUACAAACUGAUGGUGAUGAUGAAGCUGGCGUUAUCGAACAACUGAAAUCUCAAGUUUGUGAAAAUUUAUGCUUGUAUGCUCAAAAAUAUGAUGAAGAGUUCCAGCCGUAUUUGCAAGAUUUCGUUACAGCAGUAUGGAAUUUACUUACUUCUACAGGUCAACAACCAAAAUAUGACAUGUUAGUGUCAAAUGCUUUACAAUUUUUAUCAACAGUUGCCGAUCGCGCGGCUCAUCAGCAUCUUUUUCAAGAUCCAGCAGUUCUUAGUAGCAUUUGCGAAAAAGUUAUUAUUCCCAAUAUGGAGUUCCGAGAGUCUGACAACGAAUUGUUUGAAGAUAAUCCUGAAGAAUACAUACGAAGAGAUAUCGAGGGUAGCGACGUUGACACGCGUCGACGAGCUGCUUGUGAUCUCGUGAGAACACUAUCAAAGUACUUUGAAGCCAAGAUUAUGGAGAUUUUCUGUUCUUACAUACAAGCCAUGCUACAAAAUUAUGCCUUAAAACCGGAAGAAAAUUGGCGCAGCAAAGAUGCAGCCAUAUAUUUAAUCACAAGCAGCGCCAGCAAAGGACAAACGCAAAAGCACGGUGUAACGCAGAGUAGCGAUUUGGUGCCACUUCCUCAGUUUGCCGAGCAACACAUUUUACCGGAGUUGGCAAAAUCUAAUGUUAACGAGUUGCCAGUUCUGAAAGCCGAUUCCAUUAAAUUUAUAAUGGUAUUCAGAUCGAUUUUGCCACGGGAACAAGUCGUUGGAAGUUUACCACAAAUGAUAAGGCACUUGUCUGCUUCAAGUUCUGUGGUACACAGUUAUGCUGCUUGCGCCAUUGAAAAGAUACUUGCUCUUAAAGGACCAAAUAAUACAGCGGUAAUGAGUGCACAAGACAUUUCACCAUUGGCUGGUGAACUACUGACGCAGUUGUUUACAGCUUUUGACCAUCCGGGAGCCGAGGAAAAUGAGUACAUCAUGAAAGCCGUAAUGAGAAGUUUUGUUACAUUACAAGAAGCUGUCGUGCCUUACUUGGAGAACUUACUCGUCAAAUUAACAGCAAAACUCAGCCUUGUUGCCAAGAAUCCUAGUCGUCCUCAUUUCAAUCACUAUCUUUUUGAAACGAUCGGCAUAUCAAUAAAGAUCGUUUGCAAAACAAAUCCAAGCGCUACCACAUCUUUCGAAGUAGUGUUAUUGCCUACGUUUGAAAUUAUUUUGCAACAAGAAGUAUAUGAAUUCUAUCCAUAUGUUUUCCAAAUUUUUGCUUUGCUUUUGGAGUUGCAAGCAGGAUCUGGCCUAUCCGAUUCGUACAUAACACUAUUUCCUUGUUUAUUAGAGCCGAUUCUAUUUGAAAAGUCUGGCAAUAUUCCUCCGCUAAGCCGAUUAUUGCAAGCAAUGGUUAGCAAAGGAGUAGAACAGAUUAUAGCUUUAGACAAAGUUAGUGGAUUGCUAGGAGCUUUCCAAAAACUCAUAGCUUCCAAAGCAAACGAUCACGAGGGCUUCAAUUUGCUUCAAGCCAUCAUUGAGCACUUCCCACCAAAUGUUAUGGAGCCUUACAUGAAGCAGAUCUUCACAUUACUCUUCCAAAGGCUUUCAUUCAGCAAAACAACGAAAUUCGUAAAGAGCCUCAUUGUAUUUUUCAAUUUCUAUGUUAUUCGAUACGGAGCGACGAAUCUUGUGAAUUUAAUAGAUUCCAUUCAAGCCAAUAUGUUUGGAAUGGUGAUAGAAAAAGUUUUUAUUGCCGAUUUGCAAAAAGUGUCUGGUGAAUUUGAAAAAAAGAUAACAGCAGUGGGCCUUUCGAACAUCUUGGUCGAGUGUCCCGCUAUGCUGCAGAGUCCGUACAACAUAUGGUAUCCUCGUCUUUUAGCUAGCCUAAUCGAAUUCUUCGAAUUGCCACAGGAUCAAACUCAGUUGGUAGAAGACGAUCAAUUUUUAGAAUUUGAAGAUGCAUCAGUUGGAUAUCAAACAGCUUACAGUCAAUUAAUUUUUGCCAAAAAUCCUAAACCAGAUCCAUUACCGGCAAUCACGGAUGUGCGCUUGCAUCUGGCCGCAGGACUCGGUAGGAUGGAGCCAGGUCAAAUACCCAGUUUGCUUGGCCAAAUUCCAACUCCAAAUGCAAUGCAUCUCAGGAGUUAUUUACAAACUGCCGGGAUCACAGUCGCGUAAUGCGAACUUUGAGUGUUGGCCCGACUGAAAAUUCAUUUGUUGACGCGCAAAUUGAGUAACAUUCAAACUUGAUUAAUCAUGAAAUGUUAAACAUCUUGCGGCUUGCAAGCAUGUAUUAAUAAAACUUUUUUUGUACAAUGAACUGCAUUGAUUGUUGUGAUUAAAAGUUUAUAUGCAUAUUUUUUUGUCACUUACGCAAUGAUUAUUUUUUUAAAAAUUUGUAUUAAUUUUCGUCGAAUUUUUUCCAUCCAACAAUCUAUGUGCUAAUUGAAAAUUUGAGUAUGCUUAUACGUAACAAAGUAAUGUACAUGUAUUUAUUUUUUUAUAAUACAGAUUAAUGUACAGAAUAACUACUUUACUUUUUAGCUCAGGAAAUACUCACAUUUUCAAAAAAUAAAAUAAACGUGUAUUAAGACCAGCAACAUUAAUAAAUAAUUUA